GGGCCCAUGUGACUUCUGACGUUUCAGAGGAGUCCUACUAAAAGGAAUUUCAGGGAAUGAUCGCUGCUGCUUCACCCAGGGGAUCCACGGUGGCUUUCUGACGUCCGCUUUUAGGAAGUCCGAAGUUACGGCUGAUCUGAGCCUACCCACCGAUAGACUUUGGUAUCCGGGACGCUGACUCGCGAUGUCCGGCGAGCACAGGGACGGGCAAGAGGCCAUGAAUAUAUACUGUGUAACCCUCAGCGGCCCAGCACCUUGGGGCUUCAGACUGCAGGGUGGCAAGGACUUCAGCAUGCCCCUCACGGUGUCAAGGCUGACCCCGGGGGGUAAGGCAGCUCAGGCUGGUGUUGGGGUCGGAGACUGGGUAGUGUCCAUCGGUGAGAGCAACGCAGAGGACAUGACUCAUGUCGAGGCACAGAACAAGAUCAGAGCAGCAACAGACUCUCUCACCCUCACCCUCAGCAAAGCUUUCCAGGCGGGUGCAGACCAGAAGGAUUCUCAUGCCACAGCCUCUGUUCAACCAAAGUACUCCUUUGCCCCCAGCACAACCAUUAACAAGAUGGCGAGGCCAUUUGCAGCAGGCAGUGGUAGUGCCAACUCAGGUCCUGUUAUUAAGCCUGUGGCCUACUCACCUAAACUUAACACUCCACGCUCACAGGGCCCUGCCAAUAUGCAGCAGCCGCACAAUGGCCUUGAGCCAGCUCCUUCACCUGCCAAGGCCCCGGCAGCAGAAAAACCAGAUGUGUCUAAGACCCCUGCAGCAACGGCCAGUUCGGGUCCUUCCUGUCGGCCGCCAUGGGUCACUGAUCCAAAUUUUGCGGACCGCUAUCGGCCAGACAAGACUAGCACCGUUUUGACCCAACACCAGCAGCCAGCCCAGCCAACGCCCAUGCAGAGUCGCAGCUCCAUCCUGCAGGCGGCGCAGCAGGCACCUGAGGACAGUGGGAGGACCCCUGUAUGCGGCGCCUGCAACAAAAUCAUCAGGGGUCGGUACCUAGUAGCACUGGGACGCUCCUGGCACCCAGAGGAGUUUACAUGUUCGCAGUGUAAGGUGGUCCUGGACGAGGGAGGCUUCUUCGAGGAGAGGGGCUCUGUCUUCUGCACAAAGUGCUAUGAUAACCGCUACGCUCCAAACUGUGCCAAGUGCAAAAAGAAGAUUACGGGGGAAAUCAUGCAUGCCCUGAAGAUGACCUACCACGUCCAGUGUUUCAAGUGUGCAGCCUGUAAGACUCCCAUCAGGAACCAGGCCUUUUACAUGGAGGAAGGCGAACCCUACUGUGAGAGAGACUAUGAGAAGAUGUUUGGCACUAAGUGCCACGGCUGUGACUUUAAGAUUGAUGCUGGAGAUCGGUUCCUGGAGGCCUUGGGCUACAGCUGGCAUGAUACGUGCUUCGUCUGUGCUCUCUGCCAAAUCAACCUGGAGGGGAAGACGUUCUACUCGAAGAAGGAUAAGCCCCUGUGCAAAGGCCAUGCUUUUGCUCCAGUCUGAGGAAGACGCAGACCGAGAACGCUUCUCCUUCAGAGGAAGGAACACUCCUCUCUCCAUCGUCUUUACCCAAGUCCGCCCUCCGGCACACACACACACACACACACACACACACACACACACACACACACACUACAUCCCCUCAGCCUAUCUAGUUUAACUCAGUCAAAGCAUUUUAUUUUUUCUGAGUUUUUUUGUUUUUGUUUUGUUGUUGUUGUUGCUGUGUUUGAGACUCUGAGUCAGUUUCACACUCUGUUACUCCCUGUGCAGUUAAAACUUUCUCAAGUGCAGAGAUAGAGAUAGACUUGCCCAGUGGGUCAUUUCAAGUCCUCACUAACUGCAAUUCAUCACCUGUGGCUUGUUGAAUUUUAAGUAAUUUCCAGCUGGUUAUUGUAAUGCUACUGGGUGUUAAAAGAUAGCACCUCACUUCAUCUAGAUUUGGGUGUACUUGUUAGUGAAGAAUUUUUAUUGCCCAACUAAUCUCAUCCUUGUUCAGUUUGAAGUAAGUUGAAAUAAGUAUCCUCCAAGUUGAAUGAGUCAUUUAGCCUCUAAUAGCCUAACAUAUUACUGUAAUGAUCUGCCACUACUCCUGUACACUUAAAGCCCCAUCCAGGACCCUGGCCUACUCACUGGCACUUACUGCAGUACCUAUUAACGUAAUGGGGGUGUAGUGAAGCAGAAAGGGAUGACCUGCACCUCUCCACAUAAGGAGUAACUGCUUUACGCAUCACUUUGGCACCAGCAAAUUAGCAUGUGCUUCCUAAUGGUAAUGUUGAGACACGUAAUAGUCCUUAAUUGAUCCAAUUUCAAGUGUUCAUGCAGGGGACUGAAAUCAAGUUACAUUUAAUGUUGAGCAUAGCACUAAGGCAGGAAGAUUGUUGAAGCUUUGGUAUUCUGACAAAUUAUUGGAUAUUUUAAUAUGGGGGGAAAAUAUCUGAUCUUUUGUAUCCCUUGUGUUAGUAUAUUGUUACUUCUAAAAGUGCCUUUAUGUCAUGACUGAAUAUGUAUUUAUAUUGCGUCAAAAUGGGCCUUUAGGUUGCUGUUUUUUAUAGCAAACAGAAUUUACAAAUAAAAAAAAUAGUGAUGCCCUGUGUGAGGCAAAAGAUAAAGUACUUUUUUUAUGUGAACAUGUCUGUAAGAUUUUCAAAUAUUUGAUGUUUUGGCCUCCUUUGUUUGAAUUAAUAUGUGCUCUUGAGACAAUAGGAUUAUGAUAGAUUUUUUUUGUAUGAAAGUACUGCAUAUUAAGUGCCUUUUUAAAACCAAGCUUUACAUCAUCAGCUUUGUGACUGUAACAUUAAAAAAAAAAAAAAAAACUUAGUGAAUCCCUACCUUGUGCAUAUGUUAGAUGUUGCAAGAAAGAAUUAGUGCAAUUUAUAGAUUAUAGGAGCAAUGCUGUUAGAGCCAUUUAAUCAAUAAAGUUGUUUUUACACUGA
Myripristis murdjan (pinecone soldierfish) is the source of this 2919-nucleotide messenger RNA. It is a transcript of the gene pdlim7, whose product is annotated as PDZ and LIM domain 7. Gene Ontology annotation, cellular component: Z disc; filamentous actin; adherens junction. Gene Ontology annotation, biological process: actin cytoskeleton organization; heart development; muscle structure development. Bases 185 to 1489 code for a protein of 434 amino acids. Lineage: Eukaryota; Metazoa; Chordata; Actinopteri; Holocentriformes; Holocentridae. The record is from RefSeq and is a predicted model, not a curated record. The transcript is spliced from 11 exons. Gene Ontology annotation, molecular function: actin binding; muscle alpha-actinin binding.